AAAAUAUUAACUGUAACCAAAAGCUUCUGUCUGCGCUUUUGGGCGGUAAUGGAGUCGUCCAAAAGAAAAACAAAGGAAGGCAGAAAUCGGAGUCAGAAGUAGUGCUGUCCUGUUACUAAAUAGGAAUAAAUAAAUAGGUGGGGGGAUCGGAAGUUUACGUUAAUGUUAGGACCAUGGAGUACUACUCUUUUUGCCCAGUGUGUAAUUUGCAGGUUCUCUCCAACGAAAUCGAGAGGCAUGCAAACGAUCACUUCGCUGACCAUGAACUCGCCCGGGACUUAGAAUUCGCCCAACAAAUUCAGCUUGCGCCCCCUACUCCUCUGGUUGAUAGUGCCAUGCAUUGUCAAAGCAAUUUCUCGGAUACCCAUCAGAGCACUUCCUUGUUGAGGGAUGCCGCCGCUGAGACUGAUGCUUGUGAAGGGAGUGAUGUUGAUGGGAAAUUCUGCUCUUUGAUCAGUUUGCAACUUAAGGAGACCUUCUAUCAAGUAGAGGGUGGUUUGAUCGCUUUGCUCAGAAAUUGUUUGGCAUCCGAGUCUCAAGAUACAACCAGUAUUUUGUCCGGGUAUGUUGAUCAUUUCCAAAGCCGAGAAUGGGAAGACAUUGGGUGGGGUUGUGGAUGGCGUAAUAUUCAGAUGCUUAGCUCGCAUUUGAUCACACAAAGGCAAGAGGCAAGGGAGGUUUUGUAUGGUGGUGCUGGAUUUGUGCCUGAUAUUGCUUCUCUCCAAAGAUGGCUUGAAAUUGCAUGGGAACUUGGAUUUGAUGCACAAGGUUCAAAUGACUUUGAUAGGGAGAUCUAUGGCAAAAGGAAUUGGAUCGGAACUACUGAGUGCGCUGCACUUUUUCGUUCUUUCGGGCUACGUGCCAUGGUAGUGGAUUUCUGUAGCAAGGGAACCCCAUCUGCAUCUUCAACCACUGCAUUACACCAUGGGAAAAUGGCUAGCGAGGAAAUUGUUGGCAAGGGGAAGUUGACAAAGGUCUAUGGGCCCAUGGAUAGAUAUUUGUCUAGACGAGAUAAUAGCUUUACCCAUGAAAUUUUCACUAUGCCUGAAGACUGUACGCAUUCAUGUGGCCCUGUUGGGAAGAUCAAAGGUCAUGGAGUAAUCAUUGACUGGGUGUGGAAUUAUUUUUCUGACAACAAUUCCACUAAACCUAGCAGUCACCGUGUUGUUCUCAGUGAGAAAGCAUGCAGGCCCUUGUACUUCCAACAUGAUGGUCACUCAAGAACCAUCGUGGGGAUUCAAGCUAAACGCCAGACUAAUGGGAACUAUCAAUACAAUUUACUAAUCUUGGACCCUGCUCAUAGAACAGAAGCUCUUGCAAAGUCUCUCGAACAAAACUGUGGAUGGCAAAAGCUGAUAAAGAGAGGUAUCCACACACUGAAGAAGCCGCAGUAUCAGCUUUGCUUUAUUGAGCCUGGAAUUGCAUCUGGAGAGGAGAUUGACCAGCUGAAGGUCUUAUACGGCAUCAAUAUUGAAGUGUAGCAGGUGAAGAUUUCAGUAACUUUAAGCUGCUGAAGACUCAUCAGAAAGGACAACAAUAAUGAUUGGUUGUUGACAUUACUGUAGCUGAGGAUGCAAAGGAACUGAAUGGAAGUGCCAUUCUCUCUUUGCUGGAGUAUGUUCACUUUUCUCAGGUUGACUGCUUUACUAUUUCUUUAUGCAUUGCAAAAAUGUUUAUGAUGUUUUUUGCUAGUUUUUAUCACUCAUCAGUGGAAAAUGUAAUUGUGCCUGUGAUAGGGAUUUUUGAAAGGAGUAGAAUCAGUAUCAAAUGUAGUGAUUUUGUUGAAAAGUGCCUGACCUCUGUUAAAUACUUGUCUGGUAGUUGGGAUAUAAAAGAAUCUGCAUUUGCUAAAAGUGCAGCAUGCUGGAUCUCUUCAUCAUCUGCAUCCAUCUUUCCUAUCUUGAUGUUAUCCUUGAUAGUACCAGCAAAGAGUGAUGGCUCCUGGGAAACUAAGCCGAGGUUUCUCCUGAGGAACUUCAAAUCAAGUUCCUUUAUAUUGUGGUUGUCAAUAAAAAUGUCACCUGAAUGGUUGGUUGUUCGUUUAGAUUGUACUCUUUGUAAUUAUAGUGUGUUAGGACCUUUGUGUAGGAUGCAUGCACACCAUGAUUUUUACCAUCAAAAGACUAUAUGACAUGGUUGAUUUGGGUUUUCCAGGACUACUAACCUUUUUCAGGAUCAUAAAAUCUAGCGAGUAAGGAGAUGAUAGUGCUUUUGCCGCACCCGCUACUUCCGACCAGUGCCACCACCUUUCCUGCUGGGAUUGGAAAUGAGAACCCUUGAAGGAUCACCUUUUCCUGCCGGGAGGGAUUUUCUUUGGAUCACCUGAAAGACUUCCUUCCCUGCAGCUUUUGCUUGGUUGAAUAUCUGCAUGUCUGGUGCAGCAUAAGUGAGUGAUCUGCAAUGAAGAAAGAUGUAAAACCAAUUGGUGACGGUCCCAGCUCGUGGCCUUUCUUCUGCUGUAUGCAGAUGGUUGGCAGAAUCUAUGCACGCAUUUACGAUUUAUGUUUCUUACAUAGCUCCGAAGAGGAUGCUCAUAACUGCAGCUAUGACGUCUCCUCCAGUUGAUCUCUUGUUCACAACAACAACUGCUCCGACCCAAACAAUGAGAGCCCACGAAGUGAAGGUCACAGUUUGAAACAUACCGGUCCCUGCACCCUUUAUUAAUGCUUCUUGCUUGCUUAAAAUGAGUUGCUUCUCUAAGCACUUCGAAAGCGACUUGAUUGCUCGGUUUUCUCCAACAAAUGCGUAUACGGUUUUGAUCUGGGAAAUCGUCUGUUAUGAAAAAGGUAAGCACUGUAUAAGUCCUCCUAACGUUUUGGACAAUGCAUACCUGUUAGCAUCAAAUACCUGAAUCCUGCAGAUGCAGAACUAUUACCUGUUCUACCAGUGAUGUAGCCUCGGAGAGGUACGUCAACUUGGUUGCCGAAAUGGAAUUCAUCUUUUUGGUAUAAUUGGCUCCAAUAAAUAGAAUUAGGGGAACAACGAACAACGUAAGGAGUGACACUUCCCAGCAGGAUAUGAAAGCGACGAGAACCCCCGAAACGAAAGUUGCCAAGCAUGAUAGGAAAUGCCCCAGCUGUAUGCGGGAGGCAAAGACUCGAUUAGAAGAAAUUGUACGACUCUGACUGAAUAAUUGUGCCGUUUGUGUCCGCUAAGCUACCUUUGGUGGUGGUAUGUGUAGGACCAUACACAUAGGCAGGCAAGAAGCCAUAAGUGAUGGAGACAACACGAAGGAGGAGGAGGAGGUAGGUGCAAACUUAAAAAUGCGGACCUUCUCUCCAAUAGCAUCCUGUAUGAUGCGCAUGUGAUCGGUAAUUCCGGUGAUUACUUUAGCACUGCUUAAAUCUGUAUCGAAAGCUCCCAUCUCCUGCCUCAGUACCGCUCUUAAAAAAGCCAGCCUCAGACGUGAUACUUGUCUUUGGCUUGCAUGCAUCCAGCAUCCUAUCUCUGCAUGCAAUAUUAUAUUUAAAACCAUGGUAUCACAUAAUAUCUGGAAUUUUACUUCAUUCUUCUUUCACCUUCCUUCCCCAGUUUGAUAUUUUGCUUCUGCUCAUUAUAAGAAAGAAAGUUACCUACAACUCCGGCAGGAAACGUUGCAAUGGCCAUGUACCACACAUACGGAACGACCUGGACAACCAGCCAGCCAACCAAUCAACCAAGUGGGGUUCAGAAAUUAAUAUACAAAAAAAAAAAAAAAAAAA
Molecule: messenger RNA, 3701 nt
Organism: Coffea arabica (coffee)
Lineage: Eukaryota; Viridiplantae; Streptophyta; Magnoliopsida; Gentianales; Rubiaceae
Source: RefSeq, a predicted model, not a curated record